CUGACACUGAUACAGCUUCAUACAACAUUUCAAGUGGAUGUUACAAGGUGAGGAGGAGGCUGAGCUGUGAAUAAGAGGCUAAGGAAAACUCAGUAUUCAUUGAAUAGCACUCCAGGGCUUCAAGGACAUACAAGAUGGCCUUGAGUGUAGCUGACAGAGCCAUGGGGGCCAUUAUUGGGGCAGCUGUGGCAGAUGCAGCAGCCCAGCCCAUGCACUGGAUCUACAAUCCAGAUAGGCUCAAAGAAGUUCUCUCUGAUCUGGAGCCACGUCCAGAGUUUAGACCUCAGUCAGCAAAUCCUUUCUACCACAGGACGACGGGCGAGCAAACCUGCUAUGGAGACCAGGCCUACGUCCUGCUGGAGUCACUGAGUCAGUGUGGAGAUGUCAACGUGGACGACUUGACCAAGCGCAUCUACAAAUUCUUUGGCCCAGGAACAGUGUACGACCUGCCACUCAAUGAUCCCUACAAGAAGAAAGGAGGUCCCAAAGCCAUCCUUCCUAUUGAUGGUCCCUGGAGGAAUGGCAGCCUGAAAGCUUUCAUCAGAAAUGUUGACGCUGGCAAAGAAGAAACUGGCUGUGAAGUGGACUGUCAGAUGGACGGUGUCACUAAGUUGGCUCCAGUGGUGGCCAUGUUCGCUGGACAGCCUCAGAUGCUGGAGAAAGUGGAAAAAGCCAUACGUGUCACCCAGAACAACGACAUGUGUGUGGCUGUUACUAUGGCUGCAGCCAGGUUUUUGGAGCAUUUCAUUCUGAAUGGUCCAGAUCCCAAUGCUCUGGAUGCAGUUCUGGCUCAGUUGAAUGACUCAAAGAGACAGAACCCUCAGGAGCUGGACCGGGCUGUUAUUGCACACAUCCACCAGGUGAAGGACAACCUGGCCAAGAAGUCCCAGCAGCUCAUACCUGCUGUGUUCACCAACACAUGAGCUUUGCCAGGUGCAUUCCAGGGAGCGCUUCAUGGAGUCCUGACACUGAACCAGCUGGAUGAAGCAGUCAGGGACACCAUGCGCUGCGGGGGAUGCACCGCGAGCCGAGCCUCCUUCAUAGGAGCCUGUUUUGGAGCACAGACCGGUCUCCAGGGAAUCCCAGAGUCUUGGAGGAAGAGGACUCUCAGAUAUCCUCUGCUGCUGGAAUUAGCCGAAAACAUGGCAAAAAAGAAGUCAGAAAAUGUAGUUUAGGUCUUAAAAACUAUCAAUUAUUUAUGGAGUGCCAAUAACUGCCAAGACUUUCUCAUAUUGCAGAUGUGCAGUACUUUGAUACGACAAUCCAUGACAGUUGCAUUUUAAAGUCUUGUACUGAAUGAAACUCGAAUCUAUUUGCUCUGUCAAAGCUGCAUCAUGCAAGAAAGCGAAAAUCUGUGCAAAGUAUUCAUGUUGUGUUGAGGACAUGUAACACAUUUAUCUUCAUUGUAAGCAAAAAAUAAAUACAUUUUAUGUCCCCAA
Seriola aureovittata is the source of this 1439-nucleotide messenger RNA. RefSeq names its product crystallin J1A-like. Lineage: Eukaryota; Metazoa; Chordata; Actinopteri; Carangiformes; Carangidae. The record is from RefSeq and is a predicted model, not a curated record. The transcript is spliced from 10 exons.